This is a messenger RNA of Chara braunii, 1037 nucleotides long. The record is from the annotation of a GenBank genome assembly. Lineage: Eukaryota; Viridiplantae; Streptophyta; Charophyceae; Charales; Characeae.
ACCACAUCGGAUUUCCUCUCGUCAUUUCCUUACUUUCAACGAACAUGAACUAACAAUUGACGUUAUGUGUUGCCAAAAGUCAAUAUUUAUGCACGAUGCUUUGAGAUACUUCCAGCUGGCAAAAAGUGUUGAUACCUUUGCACGCCUUUUGGUAUGAAUGAUCCUCGUUCCGACAGUUUGCAAAAAUCAUGAUUCGGGACGAGGCCGAGGAUAACAGAGACCGUGAACGACGCGAAGCUGAGGAACUUGCUACUCGGGAGAAAGAGGAGUUGUUAAGGCUGGAGAGGAAAAAAAAGGAUUGUCGGAAAGCGGAGCAGUAAAUUAAAAAAUCGAAGAUGGCGCUGUCAAGGAUGGAGAUGGAGCAACAACAUCGUAUGCCUGAAACGAACCUAUGUGACAAACUUGACGAGGUGGCGAAGGGAUCUGUCCGGAAGUCAGCGAAAGAGAAGGAAUUGGCGGAGCAAGGACCUGCUGCGAAUAAGCGUGAAGCUUUCGUUGUUGACAACAAACGACAAUUGAGAGGGUUAAAAAAGGAAGAGGUGCUUGCGAUUUGUUCCAAGGAGGGAAUCACUUACGCUACUCUGGAUCGUGCUAAAGAAGACAUUGUCAGCAAGAAAACAGCGUUAGCGUUUGGUGAGGAAGGCUCGGUGGAUGUCCCUGAUGAAUCCAUCAGUUCUGCAGAUCUCGUGAAGACUGGCGAUGGGGAGACUGUUUCUUAGUGUCUAUCCCGAGUGCAACGCAUUUAUGGCAUUUGGCUAAUUGGUGCAGUAACCUUCGAUUUUCUUUCCCUCGCCUCCUGCGUUGUCGGGCUGUGAAUCUAUUGUUUUGUUUAAUUGUGAUUCUUUUGAUUAUGUCUGACCAUGUUCCAUGGGCUUAUUCAAGGAUUCAAUUCUUCAGUUGAUUGGUGAUGGUUUGGAUCUGAGUAAGUAUGGAAUCCUGUUGGUUUAUAUUGUUGUAUCGCCAUGGUCUUGCCAUGUUUAUGUCAGUCAAAUCCGUAGGGAUCUGUGUACACGAUGGAAUAAACACGUGUUUCGUAC